AUUAAAUAAAAAUGAUGUUCUUCAAGUAAGAUUUUAUAAGUUGUAUAGUUUAAGCUUUUAAAGAUUCUUUGCAGGUUUUGGUUCAGUUUUAGACCCUUUACUGUCUCAAGAGAACUGUACAUUAGAGAUGAUUCUUGAUGAUGACACAUUAUAAGAGAUAAAAUUAAAUGGAGCAACAAAGUUUGGAAAUUUGUAAUUAUAAAUUGAUUUAUUAGAGUGUAACAAAAAAUAUAGAUACAUUUAGUAAGAUGAUAGGAUAUUUGUGUGUAAAUGAAGAUGAAGAGUAUAAUGAGAAGACAUAGAUUAGGUAAAAUGAUUAAACUUAAAAAUGAUUAAGAUAUCCUUUUAUGAUAAGUGAGGCAAUAGGAAAUGAAAAUGGUCCAAUAAUAGAUUAUCUAUUUGAAGGAGAUAAAUAGAAUCCAAAUUAUGAAGAGAAUGAAGAAUCAAGACAGAAAUUCUUACCAAAGAUUUUUGAUAUUUUGGAUAGAGAUUAUUUGAAUGUUACACUUGCUGGAUAUUUAUCAAAAGUAGUAUGUGGAAUUAUAAGAAGAAGAGGUUAUGAUGUACAAAUAAUACAUAUUAUUAAAAGUUAUGGAGAUUUCUAUCUUAACCAGAACAUAAAUCAAUUAUAAGUAAUUUGAUUAAGAAUUUGGAUGUAUUUCAUAUAGCUGAAAUAAUUGAAAAAUUAAUUAUCUUAGAUACUAAUUAAGAACAAUAAGAUAAUCAAACUAAUUUUUAGGAUGAGAGAAUUGAAUUGCUACGUAGAGUCAUAAGAGUUUUUGAAUAUAAGACUCAUUAAAAUGAUGUAACAGAUAAUUGUAGUCAUAUCAUAAUUGAAAUUCUAAACAAAUCAGAAUUGUUUCUAUCUGUUCUUAAUAUACCUGAAAAACUAUUUACCAUAGCUGUAAAUAUUAAAUUAUAUUCAUAGUUAAAUUCUAGUUCUGCUACUGUUGUUUCUGUAAUCAUUACAUUACUUGAAGCCAUCCAUCGUUAUGUUUAAUAGCAAUAAGAUAAGAAUCCAUCUUUUUCAUUUUCUUAUCAUUAAUUUUAUCCAAUUGCCUAGGAAUUCAAGAGUGCAUUGCUUGUUGAUAAAAUAUCUAUUAGUAAUUUCACUUCCUUAUUCAAGGUGCUUUCAAUACUACUUAUGGAAUCUCACNUAAAAAUGAUGUUCUUCAAGUAAGAUUUUAUAAGUUGUAUAGUUUAAGCUUUUAAAGAUUCUUUGCAGGUUUUGGUUCAGUUUUAGACCCUUUACUGUCUCAAGAGAACUGUACAUUAGAGAUGAUUCUUGAU
Messenger RNA from Paramecium sonneborni, 1290 nucleotides. The record is from the annotation of a GenBank genome assembly. NCBI's taxonomy places the organism in Eukaryota, Ciliophora, Oligohymenophorea, Peniculida, Parameciidae.